Messenger RNA from Hippoglossus stenolepis (Pacific halibut), 2694 nucleotides. Its product is annotated as actin-related protein 2-B. Gene Ontology annotation, biological process: Arp2/3 complex-mediated actin nucleation. The transcript is spliced from 10 exons. Gene Ontology annotation, molecular function: actin filament binding. The coding region runs from base 110 to 1309 and encodes 399 amino acids. NCBI's taxonomy places the organism in Eukaryota, Metazoa, Chordata, Actinopteri, Pleuronectiformes, Pleuronectidae. Gene Ontology annotation, cellular component: Arp2/3 protein complex; actin cortical patch. The record is from RefSeq and is a predicted model, not a curated record.
CACCGGAAGUGCCCCGGCCCCUUCCUCCUCUCGGCCGGGUUGCUGCGUCUUCCUUCCGGCUCGCCGAAGAAAGUUGAGGGCGGUUCAGCGGCUUCUGGGCUUUGACACAAUGGACAGCCAGGGAAGGAAAGUGGUGGUCUGCGACAACGGGACCGGGUUUGUCAAGUGCGGCUAUGCAGGCUCCAACUUCCCCGAGCACAUCUUCCCUGCACUUGUUGGAAGACCCAUCAUUCGCUCAACGGCCAAAGUGGGAAACAUUGAGAUCAAGAAUGCCCAGAAGAUGGACCUGAUGGUUGGGGACGAGGCCAGCGAGCUGCGCUCCAUGCUGGAGGUCAACUACCCCAUGGAGAACGGCAUCGUGAGGAACUGGGAUGACAUGAAGCACCUGUGGGACUACACCUUCGGCCCAGAGAAGCUCAACAUCGAGUCCCGCAACUGCAAGAUCCUGCUCACGGAGCCCCCCAUGAACCCGACCAAGAACCGCGAGAAAAUCAUUGAGGUGAUGUUUGAGACCUACCAGUUUUCAGGAGUAUACAUCGCUAUUCAAGCCGUGCUGACACUGUAUGCCCAAGGUCUCCUGACCGGUGUGGUGGUGGACUCGGGUGACGGUGUGACACACAUCUGUCCGGUGUAUGAAGGAUUCAGCCUGCCCCACUUGACGAGACGCCUGGACAUUGCAGGCAGGGACAUCACCCGCUACCUCAUCAAGCUGCUGUUGUUGAGGGGCUACGCCUUCAACCACUCCGCUGACUUCGAGACGGUGCGCAUGAUGAAGGAGAAGCUUUGCUACGUGGGCUACAACAUCGAGCAGGAGCAGAAGCUGGCGCUGGAGACCACUGUGCUGGUGGAAUCAUACACGCUGCCAGAUGGUCGUCUGAUCAAGGUGGGAGGAGAACGCUUUGAGGCGCCCGAGGCUCUGUUCCAGCCACACCUCAUCAACGUGGAGGGCGUCGGGGUGGCCGAGCUCCUCUUCAACACCAUCCAUGCGGCCGACAUAGACACCAGGCCUGAGUUCUACAAGCACAUCGUGUUGUCCGGAGGAUCCACCAUGUACCCAGGCCUUCCCUCUCGGCUGGAGAGGGAACUCAAGCAGCUGUACCUGGAGCGCGUCCUCAAGGGAGACGUGGACAAGCUCUCGAAAUUCAAGAUCCGCAUCGAGGAUCCUCCCAGGCGAAAGCACAUGGUGUUCCUGGGCGGAGCCGUGCUGGCCGACAUCAUGAAGGACAAGGACAACUUCUGGCUGACCCGGGAGGAGUACGAGGAGAAGGGCGUCCGCGUGCUGGAAAAACUUGGCGUCACCGUCAGAUAAAGCCCUGAACGGACAGACCAGGCAAACACACGCAUACAAACACACACACACACACACACACUCGCACGCAUACACAACAUGCACACAUUCCCCUCCUUGCCCCCAUCGCAGAGUAUAUAUCUAUUUAUCCCUCUUUCUUUCUCUCUCGGCUCUCGAGGCUCCUCAGACACCGGAGAGACUCGAGCCGUCGCCUCCUCUCUCGCUCUCUCUCUCUCUCUCUCUCCACUCGGCCUCUAUUCUCUCCUGGUUUGGGAUUGGUUCACACUUUUCCUUGCAAGCCCUGAUUCCCACUGACACCCCCACACCCCUUUACUUAAACUAGGAAUAGAAGGGUUAAUGUUGCCCUGCUGAUAAUCAAGGUUAAAAACCAGCGUGGAACCUGCAGAUUCAUUUGAUUUGAAUUAAAUUCGAUAAAUGCACCAUGAUGCAGAGUUUCUAACUAACUCGUACGUGUGUGUGUAGAAUCACGGUCGGGCACAAACCGCCACGGGGCCGCGUUCAGCAUCUGUUCCAGGCGAGCGAGAACUGAUCAUAGUUUUCUGUCGGUUUUUAUAAAUGAAAUCAUGACUUUUCUGUUCUGGGAGAGGGAUUCCUUUGUUUGCUUUUCCUUUUCCUGUUGGAUGUACGAGCUCAUUUAUAUCUUUAAUUCUGGUUUACUUUUCCUUUUCUUGCUGUGCACUACUACCAUUGUAAAUGGAGUGUAUAGUGGUAACAGAAGUUCCUCCAUGUUUUUAUGAAGAAGAAUUGAUGGUUGAUUUAAUAAAAGGGACAAAUACACGAAGUAGAGCCCCCCCCUCCUCCCCCCGAGGUUGACAUUGGUUGUGCGACGGUACAUUUAGAGUUUGUGGUCGAUAGGAUGAUGAAGAUAGGACGUGGGGGGGGGGCGUUGACUGUUUGUUCCUCAUCAGACCGACUCGCCUCUUCCUCGUCUCCGGGUGUGAAGCUGAACGAACGAGUGAACACGCCGCUCGCCGCCUGUCGCGUUCCUUCAGACCCUCCGGAGCGCGGAGGCAGUCGCAGGCCGACGAUGAGAUCGAUUUUGAAUCUGUAACCGAAAAAACUGGGAAAAUGAAACGGUAUUUUGUUUUUCUUUCUUACCUUGAAGUUGAAAUGCUGUCGAGACCAUAUUUAAUUUCUCCAGUCCUUCACUCCCAGCGGUCGACUUGAUGAUUACUGGAGGCACUUCUAUUUUGAGUAUGAUAAAUAUGUAUAUUUUUUUUCCUCUUUCCAUGAACGUCUAUCCAGUGCCAAGUGCAGUUAAUGUUAACUGGAUCUCGUGUUUUAAUGUCUUUCUUUUGUCACCGUUUUUGUUUUUAUUUUCCUGUGUUGUUCAUAGCAUAACUGCCUAACGCUGAUUUAAAUAAAGGAAAGUGAUUUAUAAGGAU